CGAGGCACUUGAAGCCGGGCCAGUCUGAGAGCAACCGCUGGAGAACCCAACAUGUCCUUGAAGAGGCUCAUUCAGCAGAACCACAAUGUCCACUGCAUGGGCUACAGUGUCCGUUCCACGUACACCCCCUGCUUCGAAUCAAUAGAUAGCCCUACGCUGGACAACAGAGGGAUCCAGAUCUCCACAAAUUCAGUGGGCACUUUGCCCAGGGAUUACAAACAGCUUGCUUUAUGCAGAACAAGUUCCUUGGGUGGCUCUUGUGGCCCACAAAGAAAAUCACUCAAAAUCUUCAAAGAAGACAAUGAAACAUUUGGAUUUGAAAUUCAGACGCUUCGAUUUCAGCAACAGAGUAACUGCUGCUUGGAAAGCUGCACGUACAUCUGCAAAGUAAAGGAAGGAAGUCCUGCCCACCUCUCUGGACUCCAAAGUGGUUAUAUUCUGACCAAUAUCAACAGAGUGAGCUCUGAAGGGCUCAGUCACAAGCAAAUGGUGGACUUGAUCAGAUCAUCAGGGAAUCUAUUAAGCUUAGAUGUUGUGAAUGAAGCCUUUAUUAUGAAAAGAAUGGAACUGGAAACCAAGAUGAGUUUUUUAAAGCAAACACUGCAAGAGAAGCUGGUUGAGUUCCAGUCACUGUGUUUACGAGAACAGCACCUUCUUCAUGAUGAAGUGGAUGGCAGCUCGCUCCUUGAUCCUUUGGGGUUAGAAGAAUCUAAUCUAUUGAGUGACUAUAUUGGGUCAGGGUCAGCCUUGGCAAACAAACCCCGGUUUUCCAGUGAAAGCAGCUGUAUAAGCCGCCUCAGCUCAAUGACGGUGGGCAGCGAGGACAGUUUCUACCAAGGUGGUGUUUUUGAGGACAUUGUUAGUGAGGCUUUUAGCCAGCAGUCAAGCACAGAGGAUGACUGCUUCCUUCCAAGGGACUCUGCCAUUGCUGUUGUGAAGACUUCACUGAGAAGACAUAGAAGUAUCAGCGUGGCAAGCAGUGGUUCUGGAUCUCCCUUAUGUGACAAAGGCAAUGCCUUGAACCUCUUUGGGACACUCCCUCGGAAAAGCAGAAAAGGAAGCGUACGAAAGAGGCUUUUGAAAUUCAUCCCAGGUCUUCACCGGGCUGUGGAGGAGGAGGAAAGUCGUGUCUGACAAAAUGGGUUCAGAACUCCUUAGAAAAUUUGGGGCCAAACUUUUGAAACCUUGUUGGGCUUGUGCCAUGGACUUGGAUCAGAUUUCAUUCAAUGAAGUGAAACAAAGCAAAAGAAGCAGAUCAGACUGUGAUACUUGUUUUUUGUGAACUAGGCUCAGGAGGACAACAGUGACAUUGUGUGUGCGUGCGCGCGCGCACGUUAUUCUUAAAAAAAAAACACGAGCGCAAUAUGUGCCCGAUGCUGGGAGUAUGCAGCAAAUCUAGCAUGUGGCAAGUCUUUAGCUGCCAACAUUUUACAGAAGAUCAAGGUAAAACCAGAUGAGGUUUCUUUUGUGGAUAAAAAUCAGCUGAGAGAAGGAGGGCAAUUCAGGGAAGGACUGCAGUGCAGGGAAGGGAGUUAACAAUUCCCCCCAUAUGCACUUCUUUUAAACACUUCCAAGAGAUGCCAUUUUCCCUCACUGAAGGAUACAUACAGAUUGCCAGCCUAACACAUAGUUGUUGGGAGGUGGAUGGGCAUUUGAGGUUGUGAAGAUGGAGCAGGUAGAAUGGGCUAAUACCUCAUCCCAUUGCCUAAGGCCCUGACAUCAAGGAAAAGUACAGCAACCGUGUCCUAAUAAAAAACACCCAGGAGGUCCAUUCACCAAUCUCCUAGUGUCUCGUUUCAUUUGACCAAGAGAAAAUGAGGCACAUAUAUUUUCUAGAAAAGCAAAACAUGGGGAUGCUUCAUAUAUUUUGUGCAACUCUUACAUGUUUAUGAAAUUCUGCGGAGACUGUGUAGGCCCCUUCUUGGUCCUUCCAUGGUAGGGCUGCCAACCUGGAGAUCUCUCCAAAUUACAGCUGAUCUUCAGACUACAGAGGUCAGUUCCCCUGAAGAAAAUGGCAGUUUUGGAGGAUGGAUGGUAUGGCAUUAUAGCUUGCUGAGAUAGCCCCCCCCCCCAAAAAACUCGCCUUCCUCAGGCUCUACCCCCAGCUCUUUUGGGAUUUUCCAACCCGGAGUUGGUAACCCAAUGAAUGCGUGGUAAUGGGGAAGAAAGGUAAUGUAUGGACCUGAAGGACAUGUCAGACACAGCAGAUGUACAGGACUCUGAUUUCCUGCAAUGGCAGCACAUACAGACCUUGCUCCUCCCAAACACCCUCUUGCUGUCAUCAUGAGAACUGAUGCCAUCUCAUACAUCUGAGAGCCAAGCUACA
This is a messenger RNA of Eublepharis macularius, 2326 nucleotides long. It is a transcript of the gene CYTIP, whose product is annotated as cytohesin 1 interacting protein. The transcript is spliced from 8 exons. Bases 52 to 1134 code for a protein of 360 amino acids. NCBI's taxonomy places the organism in Eukaryota, Metazoa, Chordata, Lepidosauria, Squamata, Eublepharidae. The record is from RefSeq and is a predicted model, not a curated record. Gene Ontology annotation, biological process: regulation of cell adhesion. Gene Ontology annotation, molecular function: protein binding. Gene Ontology annotation, cellular component: cell cortex.